AUGGAGAAGAGUUCAAGAGCUGUAGCUCUAAUGCUAGUCUUGGUGGUGGUGGCGGCAGCGGCAGUGAUACCCGUGCAUGCGGGGAUGAGCCCAGCUGCAUGCAAGGCCGAGCGGCGGGUAGGUAUCAAUGCAUGCAAGGCAGUGCUAUAUGGGCAGCUGCCGAGCCCGCAGUGCUGCGAGCGGGUGCGAGUGAGCCAUGUCGAGUGUGUGUGCCCCCUCGUCACUCCCAAACUGGCUGCUCUCGUCGACGUCGACCGUGCCAUCAGGCUCAUCGAAGGGUGCGGCCGGCGGGUGCCGCACCACUUCAAGUGUGGCAGUCUCACUACUCCUUGA
This is a messenger RNA of Elaeis guineensis (African oil palm), 333 nucleotides long. RefSeq lists its product as uncharacterized. Lineage: Eukaryota; Viridiplantae; Streptophyta; Magnoliopsida; Arecales; Arecaceae. The record is from RefSeq and is a predicted model, not a curated record.